Messenger RNA from Plenodomus lingam JN3, 2307 nucleotides. RefSeq lists its product as uncharacterized. The record is from RefSeq and is a predicted model, not a curated record. NCBI's taxonomy places the organism in Eukaryota, Fungi, Ascomycota, Dothideomycetes, Pleosporales, Leptosphaeriaceae. Gene Ontology annotation, biological process: regulation of glycogen biosynthetic process. Gene Ontology annotation, molecular function: protein phosphatase 1 binding; glycogen binding. Gene Ontology annotation, cellular component: protein phosphatase type 1 complex.
AUGCCUUACACGCCUCCUUCUCAGCGGUCGCCAGCCACCUCCAAGACGAACAGCCCUAUCCUCAGUCGCAACCAUUCCUACAUCGACCAGGCGCCCCGACCCUCUCCAGCGGUCCAGCGGCCUGCACUGCCCCGGUCUGUUUCGUCUGCGUCCUAUCUCAGCAAGAACCGACGCUCUCCCUCCUUCUCCACGGUCGACAACACAGCGGCCAAUGGUCAGACGGCCAAUGGCAGCGUAGACUCGGUGUCUCCUGCAACCCGUAGCCGUACCCAUGGUAGCAUACGCCAGUCUCCUCCCCCUCUGAACGAUCUUCUGAUUCCGGCAGGUGCGAUUACGACGCCUCCUGAUUCCUCGGACGACGAAGAGCGAGGUCGGAAUCUGGGUAACCUCCAGGAGCUGCAGGAUGCCCUGUUGCACAUCAAUGUCAAGCGUAGCCCUUCGCCCGGUGGAGAAGAGGUCGCAUCGUCAGCGCCCAACGACGCACCCCAGCAGCCAAGGACAGCCGUCCGCUCACUCUCAGCCGAGGCCCGCAAGAUCUCACACUCUCGUUCAUCGAGCGACAUCAUGCUGUCCAAACACAUGAUUCACCCGCUCAACACAGACCCAGUGAUGAGCUCCUCAGACGGGUCUGACGCCGAGGAUGAUGAACUACGGAUCAAGCCUCCGCUACUACGCAAGAAAUCUGGUGAGCUUGUCAAGCCUGCGCUCCGGCCUUCGUCGCGACGCAGGCCCUCGAGCAUGCCGGGCACACCCACUUACUCGAAAGCGGUACACUUCAACGAGGACAUUGAGCAAGUUCGUCACUUUCUGCACUCUGAGCGACCCAUUGCUGUCAGUGCGGGCUCUUCUCCAGUCGAGACGUAUGACAGCGAGACGGAGUAUCCCUUUGGUGACGACUCACGAUCCAAGACGCCCGAGUGGGAGAUCAAGCUUGCCAACUUCCCGGUACACGAGACGUAUGAGCGUCAGACCGCACCGGUCCGUGUUGAACGCAUCUUCCUCGCCUCGGAUAACCAGACGUUGGUUGGCAACAUUGCCUGCGCCAAUCUGUCGUUCCAAAAGUUGGUCGUGGCUCGCUUCACGCUUGACUACUGGAAGACUACGUCUGAGGUUGUGGCCGAGUUCAAUCACGAUGUGCGCAAGAAGCAAAAGGAAGACGGCUACGAUCGUUUCAAUUUCAACAUCAAGUUGGCUGACCAGGCCAACUUGGAGUCGAAGACCCUUCUGCUCUGUGUACGGUAUCAGGUUGGCGGCCAAGAGUUUUGGGACAACAACAACUCGAUGAACUAUCAGGUCGAUUUCACUAAGAAGGUUACGAAGAAGCGAGAGAACAAGCGCCCGACCGGUGGUCUGGGUGCGAUCCCUCGAAGCCGCCACUCGCCUCUGGCUGCCCGUCCCAAGUCUGUGCCUGCUGCCUCGUUUGACGACGACUUUGGCCAUGACUUUGACAGCCAGUUCCACUUUGGCGGCGGCCGUGCCAUCAUUGCUGAUUCACCCAAUACGUCCAUCAAGUUGAAGCCUAGGAGCAAGCGUGGUAGCAUCUUCCCAGAUCAGGCCAAGCAGUCGCCAGUCGGGCAGGCUUUCUCUGCCCGCUACGACUUUGGCGCCUCGCUUACCGCCGCUCUCUCGACCGCUCAAACUGCCCUUGGUGACCGCAGUGGACUCAAGAUGAACAUGGCCGAUGCAACGCGCAACUGCUACUUCGACCGUCCUGCCGUGGCCCAGGCUAAUGCGACUGCUGCUGCUCCUCCGAUUCCUGGUACUCGUCCCGACUCCCUGACAAUGGAGAAGCCUGACCUUCAAUCCGCGGAAUACAACGAGUUGAUCCAGAAGUUUUGCUUUUUUGGCACACCUACCGGGAAGAUCUCUCCAAAUACUGCUACUACCCCGGCAGUACAGCACCCACCCCGUGGCGAUGGAGCUACCGAUGAUGUGCUGAACAGCGGUUCUGGUAGCAACCAGUCCUCUGCCACUAGCAGCCCUCCCUCGCCUGCCAUGGCUCUCUUUGUGGAUGGUGCCAAUGACGCCAUGCCGUCACAAAGCACCUCACCCUUUCUCUCUCGUUCUGCCUCACCUGGGCCGAUUACUGGAUCUGGGCCCGAGGAUCACUUUGGGUCCCAGUAUCAGUAUGGCUAUGGUAUGUCUGGUGGUGUGUUUCACGAGCAGCAUGACGAUAUCUGCACGACGAAUCUUCUUGGACACGAAGUACGCUUACGACCUAGUGAUGAGAUGAGUGGAGCGGACGUUCCUGGUUUCCUAGGAGCCGAGCGCUCACGAAUCUUGUUCAUCCGGUACGAGACGUUGUGA